Molecule: messenger RNA, 2865 nt
Organism: Amphiprion ocellaris (clown anemonefish)
Lineage: Eukaryota; Metazoa; Chordata; Actinopteri; Pomacentridae
Gene: capn3b
Product: calpain 3b
Exons: 23
Coding region: 222-2537 (771 amino acids)
Biological process (GO): proteolysis; negative regulation of apoptotic process
Cellular component (GO): cytoplasm
Molecular function (GO): calcium-dependent cysteine-type endopeptidase activity; calcium ion binding
Source: RefSeq, a predicted model, not a curated record
UCCUGGGACACUCACUGAGUGCUGGUGUGAGAGUCUGGCUGCUGAGCAGUGACAGAAGCUUAUUUUCCAGCAAAUAAAGGAACUAAAACUGACAGUCACAAUCAGGGAGGUUACAGGAAGUUUCUUCGGGCUGUUUUACAACUUCAUGCAAGGUUUUGCAAAAGAAAGAAGUAUUACAGAGUUUGUUGUUCACACCAAAAGCUGAGGCGUUCACUGACAAGAUGGGGGACGAGAACCAAAACGACAAAGUGCCUCUUGUUGAAGAAACAAAGGUGAAGGUGCUUUUUGAGACUGAAGCAUCACUGGGGCCUGAUGCCAAAGCUGACUACCCUCCUGCCGGGACGAACUCCAUCUACUCUGCAAUUCUGAGCAGGAAUGAGGCCGUCAAAGAUGCCAAACGCCUUAAGACCUUUUUGGAGCUGCGAGACAAAUACGUGAAUAAGAAGGUUGUGUUUGAAGAUCCGCUGUUUCCUGCAAAUGACUCCUCGCUCUUCUACAGUAAGAAACCUUCAAUGAAGUUUGAGUGGAAGCGUCCCUCGGAAAUCUGUGAAAACCCCCAGUUCAUCGUGGAUGGAGCCAACAGAACAGACAUCUGUCAAGGAGAAUUGGGUGACUGCUGGCUGCUCGCUGCCAUCGCCUGUCUGACUCUGAAUGAGAAGCUGCUCUACAGAGUGAUUCCUCCUGAUCAGAGCUUCACUGAAAACUACGCCGGCAUCUUCCACUUUCAGUUCUGGCGUUAUGGCGAAUGGAUUGACGUCAUCGUGGACGACCGUAUUCCCACCUGCAACAACCAGCUGGUUUUCACCAAAUCUUUCAGGUCCAAUGAGUUCUGGAGUGCUCUGUUGGAAAAAGCUUAUGCCAAGUUGCACGGGUCUUAUGAGGCUCUGAAAGGGGGCAACACUUUGGAAGCCAUGGAGGAUUUCACAGGUGGAGUUACUGAGUUCUUUGAGCUGUCCGAGGCGCCUAAAGAGCUGUUCAAGAUCAUGAGGAAGGCGCUGGAAAGAGGCUCGCUGAUGGGCUGCUCCAUAGAUGUUUUCUCCGCCAGUGAAAUGGAGUCUCGGACCGAGCAGGGCCUGGUCAGAGGUCACGCCUACUCCAUCAUCGGCCUGCAAGAGUGUGAUGAAGUUUCAAAGGACACCAGGAUUCGCCUGAUCCGUUUGCGUAAUCCCUGGGGUUGGGUGCUCUGGAAGGGACCCUGGAGUGCAAAUUCCAAUGAGUGGUCGACCAUUUCUAUUGCAGACAAGGAGAACCUGAAAAAACAGACUGUAGAGACGAGCGAGUUCUGGAUGUCCUUUGAUGAAUUCAAGAAGAAUUUCACCAAGCUGGAGAUGUGCAACCUGACGCCCGACACGCUGCAGGGAGAUGAAAGACACAGCUGGACAGUGUCUGUCAAUGAGGGUCGCUGGGUGAGAGGAAGCUCUGCAGGUGGCUGCAGGAACUUUCCAGAGACGUUCUGGACGAACCCUCAGUAUCGGCUGCAGCUGUAUGAGGAGGACGAUGACCCAGAGGAUGAGAAGGUGGCCUGCACCGUCGUCGUGGCUCUGAUGCAGAAAGGACGAAGGAUGCAGCGACAUCAAGGGGCCAGAUUCCUUACUAUUGGAUUUUCCAUCUACGAGGUGCCAAAGCAGAUGCGUGGAAAGAAUCAACAUCUGCAGAAGGACUUCUUCCUCUACACGGCCUCCAAAGCAAAAUGCAAAACAUACAUCAACCUGCGGGAGGUGACGGAACGUUUCCGUCUGCCUCCGGGAGAAUACGUCAUCAUCCCCACAACGUUUGAAGCCCAUCAGGAGGGAGAGUUCAUCCUCAGGGUUUUCUCUGAGAAGAGGAGCACAUCUGAGGAAGCCGAGACCUCCAUCGGAUCUGACCAAAUACAGCAAGACAAGAAAAAGAAAGAAAAGCCUAUUGUAUUUGUGUCAGACAGAGCGCGAGCCAACAAAGAAAUCGAGCACGACGGCAUUCAGGGGGAAAAGAAGAAAAAACCAAAGCGAAAACUGUUGGAACCCGAGGAAGAGACUGAAGAGGAAAAACAGUUCAGGGCCAUCUACCAGCAGAUUGCUGGUGAAGACAUGCAGAUCUGUGCCAACGAGCUCAAGACGAUCAUGAAGAACGUACUUGCUAAACAUAGUGAAAUAAAGACGGAAGGUUUCAGCCUGGAGACGUGUCGGAGUAUGAUCGCCUUGAUGGACACUGAUGGAACAGGGAAGCUGAAUCUGCAGGAGUUCAAACACUUGUGGAGAAAGAUCAAGGAGUGGCAGGUCAUCUUCAAGCGUUACGGUAAAGACAAAUCCUGCUCCAUUAGCAGCUUUGAGAUGAGGAACGCUGUGAAUGAUGCAGGGUUUCACCUCAACAAACAGCUUUACGACAUCAUAGCUAUGCGCUACGCAGACGAACACCUCAACAUCGAUUUCGACAGUUACAUCUGCUGCUUUGUGAGACUAGAGGGGAUGUUCAGAGCUUUUAAUGCUUUUGACAAAGAUGGAGAUGGAAUAAUCAAACUCAACGUCCUGGAGUGGCUUCAGCUGACCAUGUACUCUUAAGUUGCCUUCUUGUCUAUAAGACAGUCAUGUGACAUCAACUCUGUCACAGAAAUCAAAAUGUUUUUUGCACAGGUGUGGCGUGAAGAGCAGCUUUGAAAAUCAGAGGUUUCAUUACUUGUCUUGUAUUGUAUUUAGACAUCUCUCCGGUUUUCAUGGUCUAGAUUAAAAGUCAACUUUAGUUUGAAAUCCUAAAGCAUCAUCAGUUUUCUCAGCUUUAAAGCGAGCGAUGAAAUUUGAUUAUCGGUGCUGUUAAAGACAAUGAAUGAAUCGUUAUAGAAAUACUGAAUGUAUAAUGUUUUUAAAAUAAAGUGGAGGUGAACCCUGUCAA